This is a messenger RNA of Macrosteles quadrilineatus (aster leafhopper), 1708 nucleotides long. RefSeq lists its product as uncharacterized. NCBI's taxonomy places the organism in Eukaryota, Metazoa, Arthropoda, Insecta, Hemiptera, Cicadellidae. The transcript is spliced from 10 exons. The record is from RefSeq and is a predicted model, not a curated record. The coding region runs from base 145 to 1617 and encodes 490 amino acids.
GUAUUGUGUCCCGAGUGUAAACAAUACAUUUUUAGGUGUUUUUUAUUAAUGUUUAAAGCAGUCAAAUGAAAACCAAAUUAAACAUUUUUUUAGUUUCUGGUUUCGGCUUCUGAAUUCCACAAAAAAUUAUGACUAUUAGAAUAGAUGUUUGUGUAUUUGUUUAACAUCGUGUUAAUAGAUGAUCAUCUAGGCUCUAUACUUUCUCUUUUUCAUUGCGAUUGCAGUAAGAUGCAAUCAAAAGAAAAAACAAAUAAUAAGGUCAAACUAUGUUCAAGCUCAGUGUGUUCUCCAAUACCAUCAAAUUCACCUACAUUAGGAUACAGAAGUUUUUCUAACUGGCCCAAUGAGUGGGGAGGAGUGGCCUAUUAUGACUCUGGUAGCUCUGAUCUUCUCAGCCAAAGUAUCGGAAGCUCCACAUCCUGGUCAGAUGAGCUGGAAGGGGACCUGACCCCAUCACUACAGGCACAGCUGCACCUGGUAGAACAGACUCUGUACCAUGAUGGAAGACAAGAACUGCCUAUCCAUAGCCCUUUGAGAGAGGAAUGCAAACUGUGGCAGCAAAACUUCCCUCAUCUCAGGAUUUAUGGCGAAGCAGUAAAACCUUCUGUUGGCUGUCAAACCCGAAGUCGACAUGAGCAAAUUCAGGAGCAGCUGGAGGAAAUCAUCUCUGCUCAUGGUGACAGUGAAGACGCCUUGGCUAGGACUGUUGUUAAAAAAGACAGUGUGGUAGACUGCAGUGAACUUUAUAAAGAAAAAAUUAAAAAGGCUGUGAUAGACCAAAUAUUUUUAAGAAUCUGGCCUGAAGUUGUGAAAAAAAUAGAACCAAUUUUAUGCAAAGUAGCUGCUGAACAGAAUGACCCGUUCAGUGUAAGCCCCGAGCCGAGGUUAAAGUGUGAUAGUUUGAGUACAGAGCUUACCAGUGGCUUCAACAGUUUGAAUAUUAUUGAGGAUGUGACAACGAGGCCCAAGUCUGGUAGAAGAUCAGGUAGAACUUUAUCAGCCAAGGUCCCAGUCAAACCCAUCGUACUGGAGUGUUCCAUCCCCGUACCAAUGUUAGUCAACAGGACUUCCUCUCCUCUGAGAAGGUCGCCUGGAAGGUUGUCGCAGGGAAUGAAACAACCUUCCCCAGAGAGACUGUUGUCCCCCCUCCCUCUAGAGGCUCGCAGUGCCACUGGACGUCGCCUAUCCAGACCCAAACCUCAGUACGACGCACGCACUGGCCGUAUGAUCAACAGAGAUGACUCUAGGCUUGACUGUCGCAGGAAUCUCAAAACAUCACCCCCACUCCCAUGGUCCCGCCAUGUUACUCUGCCUCCAAUAGAAACCAUGGAUAUUGUUCCCAAGAUGACGGAAUCCAAAGGCAAACGUUCAGCGUCAGCAUUAUUCAAAGGAGGGAAGCUUAACAGUAAUUCUAGACCUAAUACAUCUAUUGCUACAAAGGUGGUGUUGAGCCCUUUAGAUUCUCUACAGAUCAAGCAAACACCUGUGACCACCUCACGACCCUGGCUUCACCACUACCCCCAAGAAACAUACGACUCCGUCUCCGUCCAUCAGUCCAAGCCGUCAGAUCAGCGACAGAGGUGGCGAAACAGAACCAACCAAGUUAAAAGAUGUUGAUAUAUUUUCUUAUUGCUAAAAAAAGGAACCAUUGUCUGUUACACUGUAUUAAAUAAUUUUGUUGAAUAAAUGUGUUACUUAAAAACUGUAA